Molecule: messenger RNA, 2479 nt
Organism: Diprion similis
Lineage: Eukaryota; Metazoa; Arthropoda; Insecta; Hymenoptera; Diprionidae
Product: ornithine decarboxylase 1-like
Exons: 9
Coding region: 603-2021 (472 amino acids)
Cellular component (GO): cytoplasm
Molecular function (GO): ornithine decarboxylase activity
Source: RefSeq, a predicted model, not a curated record
GUAGUCAGCCGCAGUCGGCCAUUCGCAAUUGUAAUUUGCUGAAAGGCAGGCUCGCGUUCCGCGUGAUAAUUCUGACUUUUUUCAAUCGCAACUCGUACACCCGAUAUUACAAGGUUCACAAUAUGUCAGUGUAUGCAACCUAGCAGUUUCUCAUAUCGCAAACGAAUGUUUUGUCUUGUAUUACUCAGUCAAAAGUCCCUCGCCAGUGAACUCGACAACUGGUCUCGACGCGGAAAAAUAUCGUUUUCCUCCAAAUCUUAUUGACUGAUUUUUGGGAACUAGUCACCGAAAACUUCCAUCAUUCCGUCAUCAAUCAAGAGCCAACCCGUAGGGUGGCAAUCUUCUGUUAAGGGUUGUAUCUGCGAUAGGCUGGUUGGCCAGUCUCCUGGUGGACCACUGAUCAGCAGCGGGAACUGGAAAUUGGCAUUGAACGCAGAGCCCCCGUGGCUUUGCUAGCACCUCUUUGCCGACUACAAUCACGUUUUAACCUGCUUCCUGACGAAACUUCCGUCUCUCAUUGACAGCUGCCUCAUUGCUGCCUAGCACCUACAGAGCUCCGUAUUAUUCAGCAAGCUUCCCUCAUUAUCAAUAAAUUCAGAGUCAUGAAGGUCUCCAAUUUGGACGAACGCAUUCACGUUCUGGAUAGUUCUGCUAACGUUAUGACUGUCAUCAGAGACAUCAGCAAUAGCGGUGUGCAAGAAGAAGCCUUUUAUGUACUCGACAUCGGAGACAUUGUUCGCAAGCAUCAAAUUUGGAAAGAAAAGUUGCCUCGGGUCGAUCCAUACUAUGCUGUAAAAUGCAACGACAACCUUACAGUUCUUGAAGUGCUCGCCGCACUUGGUGUUGGAUUUGAUUGUGCGUCAAAGUCUGAGAUCAAUAAGGUAUUGGGCGUUGGCGUGGACUCUUCUCGAAUCAUUUUUGCCAAUCCAGCCAAACCUGCUUCUCAUAUUCGCCAUGCUGCGGCAAUGGGUGUUGAUAUUAUGACUGCCGAUAACGAGACAGAACUUCACAAGAUUAAAAAGCUCCAUCCAAUUUCCAAGGUGGUGAUUCGUAUCCGUUGCGACGCUGAAGUUGCUCAAUGCAUUCUGGGUAAGAAAUUUGGCUGCGAUCCAACUCACGAAGCUCCAAAGCUUCUUCAUAUCGCCCGCAUACUGGGAUUGAAUGUGGUGGGCAUCAGCUUUCACGUGGGAUCCGGUUGUGAAGAUCCUCCCGUUUUCCAGAGAGCCAUACGACACGCCAGGGCUCUCUUCGACUUGGCUUUCGAUCUUGGCUUUAAGCCAUACUUACUUGAUCUCGGAGGUGGUUAUCCAGGAUCCACAGGAACUUCCAUCGAUAAAAUUGCUGAAGUCAUAAACGAGGCAUUGGUGGAAUGCUUCCCAACCGAAGAUGUCCACGUUAUUGCUGAACCUGGUCGCUUCUACGUCGCUUCUGCUUUUACACUGGCAACAAGCAUCCACAGCAAGCGUUACGUGCGCCAAGAUCCAACAUCACCAAAUACCGUCACACAUGUAAUGUAUUACAUCAACGACGGAGUCUACGGUUCUUUCAACUGCCUUUUGUACGAUCAUCAACGUGUCACUCCUCUUCCACUCAAGAAAGCCUGCGGUAAGAUGAUUCAGUCGAGCAUUUGGGGACCAACAUGCGAUAGCCUUGACCAAGUUGUUGAAAACAUGUUACUGCAAGAUAUGGAUCUGGGAGAAUGGAUCAUUUUUGAAAAUAUGGGUGCAUAUACUUUGCCUGUCGCAUCUCCAUUUAAUGGAUUUCCCGUGCCUAAGGUCCACGUUGUUGCAGAUGAAAGCAUUUGGCUCCUGCUCAAGGAUGCAUUUCCUCUCACCGAAGAUCACUUUGUUAUUGGCAACACACCGGCUAAUCUACGGCUUGGUCUUGAUAUCGGUGGCACAAAUAUGGAUAACUGGAACAAUUCGGCGAUCGACUUGGCUCCGGCAGAAAUAUUGGCUGCAUCUCCCGCUGCUACAGCUUCCUUCUUAUACGAUUACGUCGACGUCGAUGCAAUUGAUUAAAAAAGAAUAAGAAAAAUAAUUCUAAUCUAAAGACUCGUUCAAUACCGUUCGAAGCUACAUAACAAACAACGGCGUGAUCAAAUGGUUAUUGAGUAUCUAUCGCAUCGUCAUAUUCAUGACGCUAAUGUAAUGGUUUCUCAUGUAAUUACCUGUAAAACACAAGUUAUUCCGUAACUAAAAACUUUCACAAUCAAUUUUGUACCAAUUAUAGAACAAGUGGUUGACUAGCUGAAGUGAACGAUACUUAUUUAUUUAUUUAUUUUUUUUUAUUCAAGUACAGUUGAUACAGCUAAUUUAAUUGAGCAUCGGCGGUAUGGAUAAAUUGCGAGCUAAAUUACUUGUGUCGUUUUACUACUUUGAAAUUCCGCAAUUUACAGCUUUCAAACGAGUCUUUAAAUAAUGAUUCCAGGUAGAGUGUUUGAUCUUUCAAGUGCAAUAGGCAGGCAAACCUGAUUAGC